This is a messenger RNA of Stegastes partitus (bicolor damselfish), 1353 nucleotides long. RefSeq names its product atonal bHLH transcription factor 1b (gene atoh1b). The coding region runs from base 450 to 1229 and encodes 259 amino acids. Gene Ontology annotation, cellular component: nucleus. The transcript has a single exon. The record is from RefSeq and is a predicted model, not a curated record. Lineage: Eukaryota; Metazoa; Chordata; Actinopteri; Pomacentridae. Gene Ontology annotation, biological process: sensory organ development; axon development; positive regulation of transcription by RNA polymerase II. Gene Ontology annotation, molecular function: protein dimerization activity; DNA-binding transcription factor activity, RNA polymerase II-specific; E-box binding.
AAAUUACAAUUGCAAAUAAGUCAAUUUAAGGAAAGAGAAUCUCUCUCAGUCCACAAGUUGCCACAAAAUGAGAACUGUUUUGACACGUCCGCUUGUUAAGCAAGGUCUACUUUAUUUAUUUAUGGUAUUUUUUAUCAAUAAGUAAUAAUGCAGCCCACAGCUUCAGAUCAUUAGAUCAUUUACACCUUCUUCUCUCCUCUUCUAAAACGCCUUUCACACACUGCACGCUCCUAAAUGAUUAAUACUUCAGGCUCCCCUCUAUGUGAGGAUAACAACAAGGUCGUGAUUGAGUUACAAUGCACAAUAGGAGAAAAAAAAAGUCGAGCUUUGUCUAAUUGUUCUUUGACAGGGUCAGAGGGGACUGUGCGAUUGGCUGCUGCCUCCUGAGGCUGCAGGCCUGUCAGAGCUGCAGGGAGUGACACCAAGGUGACUGAGGGGAGGCUGUAUAAAUGCUUGGCGCAGUGCAAACCACUCCAGAGAGGAGAAGUCUUCUUAUGCGACCUUCCCCCUGCCGUGCCACACGACCACAGGCCACCACAGUGAUGGCCGCAAAAGCAGAGCUCUCAAACUGGCCAGAAUACCCGGAGGAUUUCUCCCUGCUGCAGCAGCGCAAUUUGGCGCACAUCAGCUCCAAAACGUGGAUUUCUUCAAACUCAAUCCGUGCGUUCUCGAGGAGGGACGCAGCCGCAGACGCAGGCAUCUCGCUGGAGAAACUUGUGCCAAUGAGUAAACUCCCUGACUGCGUGUCUGCAGCAGGCAUGGCAGACGCAGACGCCGGCCAGGCGGCGGAUGGAGGCAAGGCGACCCACUUCGGCCCUCAGAGACACAGACGCGUCGCAGCCAACGCCAGGGAGAGGAGGAGAAUGCACGGCCUCAACAAAGCGUUUGACGAGCUGAGGAGCGUCAUCCCCUCCCUGGAAAACGAGAAGAAGUUAUCCAAGUAUGACACCCUUCAAAUGGCGCAGAUUUACAUCACGGAGCUGUCUGAGCUGCUGGCCGGCGUGGUUCAUCCGGAGUGCAGGAGUCCGCGUCAGGGCGCAGCGGACAAGACCUCCAUGAGGAGCCUGAUCCACUCCAUCCGGCCGACAGCCAGUGCGCAGACCCCGAACCCGCUGACCGGAGAGCAACGAGACCCCUCUAUCGGGCACCUGUUUAUACUGGGACCUUCAUCUGACUUGGAGUCCUGCAAAUCAGGAACUACAUCCAACAGCAGUGAGGAUGAAUGUUAGACUGUCACGGAGGAAGAUCAGGGUUGGAGACAGUAACAGGGAACCGCUGACUUUUGACUGUUAUCCAGACGUUUGUGUGGCAGUAAAGGACCGUAGACAUGAUGACCAUAUGAGACAGUACUCC